This is a messenger RNA of Chrysemys picta bellii (western painted turtle), 3035 nucleotides long. It is a transcript of the gene CD7, whose product is annotated as CD7 molecule. Gene Ontology annotation, cellular component: membrane. Gene Ontology annotation, biological process: adaptive immune response. Gene Ontology annotation, molecular function: signaling receptor activity. The record is from RefSeq and is a predicted model, not a curated record. NCBI's taxonomy places the organism in Eukaryota, Metazoa, Chordata, Testudines, Emydidae.
AUCAAACUCUGCCUUUCUUCACUUGACGUUGGGUGGGAUUUUACACAGUAGCACAGAAAUCUAGCUCCAAAGGUUUGUGAAAAUGCCCUGGACACCUGUUCUUCCAGCUGCGUUUUUGCUCUUCCUGCUUUUCCAGGGUACCCCAGCCCAGAAAGAUGUUACACAGGAGCCAGCUAUUCUCAUGGUUAAUGAAGGAGAGUCAGUCAACAUAACCUGCUCCGUUACUACCAAGGGGAUGCUAGUAGGGAUGUAUUUGAAAAAAGAAGUUGUAAAUGCCAUGGAAGUGCUAUACAUCACAAAUAAUGGUCAUAACCGUACCAUAGACUUUCGCUACAAAGACCGCAUCGAGAUCUCCGUUCUCCAGACAGAUGUGAGGAUAACGCUGCACCAGUUGCAGAAAAAUGACACUGGUUUAUAUGUCUGUAGAGGGAGUGUUCUAGAAAAUUACGAGCCCAAUUGUGUGUCAAGCCAAGGCACCAUAUUGAUGGUGAAAGAAAUGGAGCAGGCAGAGUGCCACGUGGCUUCCUGGAUGCCCUAUGUUCUGUCCUUCAUGGCUUUGAUCUUGGUUUCUGCGCUGGGAUACCUCAUUCUGUCUCACAUAGAUAUCAAGAAACACUGCCAAGAAGGAAAGGAAAAGCAAGCAAAUAUAGUGUACGAAGACAUGUCCUACACCCUUAGGCUCAACAACUUGGCCACAGUCAACCCUUAUAACAAUUGUUAGCAAGCUCUUGCUAGCUGAGGCGGUGUGGACAUCAGCAGCUCCUUCUCCACGUGCUUGAGCUAGAAAGGCUGACAUCUGACAAUCAUUCCCUUUAGAGAAAAGAAAAAAAUAUCUGCCUUGUGUCCUGUGCAAUAUUUCUGCUUAUUUCACUCAAUUGUGAAGACCACUUUGCAGGGAGGGAAGGGGGGCAGGGAGGUUACUUUCAGAAAAUGUAGAGAAAUGAGUGCAUCCCUGAACGUGUGAGUGUGUGUGCUGGGGAAGGCGGUGUUAGAUACUGUGGUGUAUAGUCGACUUGAUGCAACACCUGCCCUUGUUCCUCCCGUUAGUGAUGAUCACACCUCCCAAUGAAGCAUGUGAGAGAAGUUGUAUUGGGAGCACGGAGAGGCACUCAGGCCCAGAUCCACAAAGGGACUUAGGCACCUCAACCCACACAGGCACCUCUAAGUCCCGGUUUAGGUGCUACUGAGAUCCACAAAACCUAAACAAGCUCAGCGCCUUAUUUUGCAGUAAAAAUUCCCUGGGCAUCUAAGUUCCUCUGGGCAAGGGCGCACCUGUCUCCCUCUUGGUGUCUGGCCACCUAAGCCCCAGAGCAAUCCAAGAACCAAGGGAAGAGGUACUCCUCCACCUAUCUUGCCUAUGGGGCCUGAUCCAAUAGGCACGCUCAGACCUUACCUAUGGAUUGGGGCCCAUUGAAAAUCUAGUUGGAGGAAAGUGGUGGUGCUGCUGUUGGUGCCUAUUUUAUAAUGUUCAGUCACUGACUAUCCCACAGGAAUGAAGUUGGACCUACAGUGUAUAUGACUGGUCUUGCUUUAGGGUAAUAGCCAGAUGGCUGGGAUUCUUGCAUUAAAUUCAGGAAAUGGUGAGGUUAUCAGGCCCAUGCCAUCAUGUCUUUGUGCGGAGACAGAAGCUGCUGUCCCUCUUUCUGGCUCUUUGUUUGUUUAAUGUAGGUUAUUACACAACACAGCUCAGUAAACCCACCUCAGUGAUGCUGCACUGUACAAUGACUUUCAAAAUACCCUGGAGGGUCAGCUAACCUGGGCCACAAUCAGUAGCUAGACAUCUGACCAGGGAGUGGAUGAGCCUGGGCCAAAAUCACUCUGAAAUAUUUACCUUUCUCUUGGUAACAUGAGUUUGAAAACUCAGUGUGGUGAGUAAAAAACUACAUUAGCUCUGUAAUGGCUUAUAUAUAUCUGUUCAUUGGUUAGCAGGGAAGGAUUUAAUCCUCUUUCUCUCUGGCUAGAGGGUAGACCACAGCUGUCUGCCCUGAGUGCAGGGAGAUCCAGAGUUAGCCCAGCUGUGGUGAAUUAAUUAAUUACCCCCAGCCCCAGCACAGUAUAAAACAGGGGAAGUGGGCCUGAUAUUUGUUAUUGGAUUCAGGGUGUUUAGGAAGGAAGUUAGUGAAGGAAAAGGUUCUUUAAAGUUAAAAUUUUGCAUUUUAUUUGACUGAGGGACACUGUCUUGUAUUUGAUUUGCAAAGGGGACAAGAUAUUCUUUAUCUUGGGGGUAUACUUUGCCUUUGCCUACUUUGCAUUAUAAAGUUGUUCAAAGUGCACCAGUCCCCUUUCUCAGUUGGUACUGUGGGUGCUUAGCGCUUCUGAGAACUGGACGUGAGGUGUCCCAACUUGAGCAGCCCCAAUCAGGCUGCUUCUGCAAACCUUGGCUUGAGUAUCUCUGUUGUAACCACAGAACGAUGCACAAUAGUGUGUGUGUGUGUGUGUAAAUCUCCUAGCUAUUGAAGACAGAAGGUCCUUUUUCCCCCCCUUGUUGACAGGAAAUAUUGUGGUGAGUAAUCUAGAAGGUGCUAAGCAAAGAGAUUGUGAGAUGUUAAGGAGGGGAGAGGGUACUGAGAGGGCUUUUGGUUCUGUAACACUCUGUAACUACAACAGAGUGGCUGAUUGAAUUAGUGUCUCAUCAAAGAUAUUCCUGUUUUGUCACUUUUGCAUGAGUAGCUUAUUGAAUAUCCAGUAUAUUAUUGCAUGGCUGUAGUCAGCAUGCUGUACUCACAUAUCUGCAAUAUUCAUUUGUAUGUGGGUUAUGUUUCUGUCAGCUCAGAUCCUGUAAUCCUUGCCCAGGCAGAGCUCCUGUUGCAUUCACUGGAAGUUUUCCCUGAGUAAGGACUACAGAACUGGGUCCAUAAUGUUUUACUGUGUAAUUGUUGGAAAAAUCCAAAUCCAUAGGUCAAACUUUACAUGUGUAUGAAAUGCUAAAUGCACAUUUAUGAAGAGGGCUUUGCACAUUUCUUUUUGUAUCCACAUUUUUUUUUUCAUUUUUUGUCUUUUCAUGUUCUUUACAAAUAAACAUUAUAGAUACUGAA